AUGCCAAUCCCGUUUUAUCGUCCCCUACCGGCCAUUCCAGGUAUAUACGGGAGUCAAACCCUCCCUGAGCAAAAAGCGAAUAUCCUAUCGAGGAUAGUCUUUCAUUGGGUUACACCAAUUAUGAGAGCGGGUUAUUCCAGACCACUCGAAGCCGAAGAUCUAUGGAUGUUAACGAGUGAUCUAGAGUGUAAAAAUAUUGCCGAUCAGCUUCAAAGCCACCUUGAUAAACAGUCUGACAGCCGAGAAACUCUUCGACACACAUCAGACAAUGAAAAAGUGUCUGCAAAUGGGAAAAUGAAAUCUUCGAACGUACGAGACAGUAUUGCUUUAAUUGAUACUCUCGAUGGAUACUCUAUUCAAAAUCCCUCUGUCAAAUUGGAACCAACGUAUCCAACCAAUUCCAGAUUUGGACGUCAAACCUCGAAUGAUGACUACAAAAACGAUCCCGAUAUGUCCUCUGGUUCAGCACAUCAACUCCGGAAUAGUAAAUCUGGUCAAGGAAGCUUGUUGAAAGCUAUGUAUAUGACUGUUUGGUCGCAAUGGUGGAAAGCAGUGAUAUGUAAAGGUUGUGCAGCCGGUCUUCAAAUCACCGCACCACUAGUUACCCGACUACUCAUCGAUCAAUUGAUUCUAUCUCACGAUAAUCAACAAAACCCUUCUGCGAAGCCACCAAGAUCUGUGGGGUACAUGAUCGGUUUGGCAUUCGCUUUAUUCGUCAUGGUUCAAUGUGCUAGUUUAUUCUCUUAUCAGGCUUUACAGAGGGGUAGCGUAGUGGGUUUUAUGAUGAGGGCUGCCUUGAUCGAUCUGAUAGGGAGAAAGUCAAUGAGAUUAUCAAGUACUUCCAAAAUUGAAUUCACAAGUGGUAAACUCACCACAAUGGUUUCAGCAGAUGCAUCCUUUCUUGAUUUCUCGGCUCCUAUGACUCUCGAUCUAGUAGUUCAGCCCAUCCAGAUUGCGGUAGGCCUGGGACUGUUGAUCUGGACAUUGGGCUAUUCAGCUUUAGUCGGUUUGGCCGUUUUGGCUUUAGCAGGUCCACUUCAAGCAUACAUGUUCACUCGAAUGAUCCACACUCGCCAAUCUCAAUUACAAUACGUCGAUUCCCGAGUCCGCUUACUCUCAGAGACCAUAUCGUCUAUACGGUCCGUCAAGCUAUUCGCAUACGUCCAAUUCUUUUCGAAUAAAGUGAAUGAUAUGCGGAAGAACGAAUUGAUCUAUCUUAGGAAAAAUGGAUUCAACAGAGCUACGAUGAAUGCUACGAUGGCUGUUAUACCCACUUUGGCAGCUGUUCUAACAUUCGUCACGUAUGGCUUGACAGGACACGAGUUGAACGCAGCCAUAAUUUUCUCGGGAUUACAGUAUUUCAACGUCUUGAAAACACCUAUUUCAUUCUUGCCUAUGUGCUUUACAGCUGUAAGCGAUGCGUUGGUUGGUAUUCAUCGGAUCGGUGCUUUACUCCGCUCAGAAGAGAUCUCACCUAAACUCAACAUCAAUCAUCAGUCCGAAUAUGCUCUCGACGUACGAGGUGAUUUCCAGUUUGAGAGUCUACCUGAAUCAAACGAUAAACCCCAAUGCGGAUCAGAGCCAGGAACAGAGGAGAAUGACGAGAAGGACCCGGAAAGAUCUUCCAUCAAGUCGAUUGAACCUUUCGCAUUACGAAAUAUCGAUUUGAAGAUACCUCGAGGUGCUCUGGUUUGCAUCGUCGGGAAAGUCGGUACAGGUAAAUCAGCAUUACUAUCAUCUUUGAUAGGGGAUAUGCGUCAACUGGACGGUCAUACAGUGUUCGGUGGAUUAGUAAGCUACGUACCUCAACAAGCUUGGAUCCAUUCUGGUAGUAUUCGAGAUAAUAUCACUUUUUCUGCCACAUCCAAAGAAAUCGAUUUCGGCAGGUUUGGAAAUGUCAUCGAUGCUUGUGCUUUAAGGAGCGAUAUUGAUGCGAUGAACCAUGGUGAUCUCACGAAUGUCGGUGAGAAAGGUUUGCUCCUCUCUGGAGGUCAACGACAGAGACUCUCUCUCGCUCGAGCCGCAUACUCCCAUUCCAACAUCGUUCUGCUCGACGAUCCCUUAUCAGCGGUCGAUGCGAAUGUUUCGCAUCAUAUUUUGAAAGAGUGUAUACUCGGUGAAUUGAUGAGGGAUCGAACGAGGUUGAUCUUCACUCAUCAGAUGGAUAUUCUACCUCAUGCGGAUCUGGUAUUAGUGAUGGACCGUGAUAGUGAAGGGGGUGGUGAGAUAGUCCAGCAGGGUAAUUGGCAUGAUCUGAAAAUGCAGGAAGGUCCAUUCCGCUCCUUCAUCUCGGAAUACACCUCCGACCGUUCAGCUUCUACACCUACUCUUAAACCUGCAAACCCCGAAUCCUCAACUGCGUCCGACAAGGACAGUAAGAAAGACAAGGCUUCAGGAGUUAAUACGAUGGAAGAAGAUCGUCAGAUUGGAUCUAUACCUUGGUCGGUAUACAUCACCUACUUCAGAUCUAUGGGAACUUUAUUAUGGCCAAUUACGUUCGGGUCAAUGUUACUCCUGACCCAGGCUGCUACGGUUGGUAAUAGUUUAUGGCUCGGUUGGUGGUCUGGUGACAAGUUUGAGGGUUUGGGUCAAGUUGGAUAUAUGGGUAUAUAUGGUGCUCUGGGUGUGGCGAUCGGUUUGUUCACUUGGGGAGCAUCCUACACAAUGUUCGUAGCUGGUUUGAAAGCUUCCUAUCGACUAUUCGAGCAAGCUUGGGAACGCGUUAUGAGAGCUCCAGUCAGAUGGCAUGAUCAGACACCUAGUGGUAGAAUCAUCAAUCGGCUUUCUAAAGAUAUCGAGAUGCUGGAUGACAGGAUGGCUUUCUCCUGGGAGACAUUACUUGUCAACGGUUUAGCGGCCGUAGGCACUUUCGGACUAAUCCUAUAUACCUAUCCAUGGUUGGGUAUCGCAUUCAUCCCUUUAUGUCUUUUCUAUUGGCUUUGUGGAGGAUAUUAUCGUCAAACGUCCAGGGAAGUCAAGAGGAUUGAUUCGAUAACCAGAUCUCAAAUAUAUAGUUCAUUCGGAGAACAGCUUGCUGGGCUUUCGGUCAUUCGAGCAUUCGGUAAACAAGAUACCUUCAAAGAGAGGAUGCGAAACGCUAUAAAUGUCGAGGGUUGUGCUUACAUCUUGACACUGGUGAUACAACGAUGGCUAGGGGUCCGACUUGAUUUAUCCUCUAACUUGUUGAUAUUGCUCAUCGCCAUAUUCGGUAUAUCAUUCCGCAAUUCCGUCGACCCAGCUUCGUUCGGAGUGGUCUUCUCAUAUGCAUUAGCAGCCGCUCAACUUUUCUCCAACCUAGUCUCCCUAUACGCUCAGGUAGAGCUGGAAAUGAAUAAUGCAGAACGUAUACUGCAUUACACCACACUUCCCUCUGAGCCCCCUCCCUACACCUCGCAAGACCCCCCCAGUGGCACCUGGCCGACCGAGGGUGAAAUCAUAUUCAAAAACGUCUCUCUCCGAUAUUCCGAGAACGGUCCGUGGGUAUUGAAGAAGUUAAAUUUCCACAUUGAGGCAGGAGAGAAGAUAGGUGUGAUUGGACGAACGGGUGCAGGGAAAAGUAGUUUGGUAGGUGCUAUUAUGGGGAUGAAUGAUAUCAAAGGUGAGAUAAGGGUUGAUGGGUUGAAUCUAAAAGGAAUCGGGAUAGAUACUGUAAGAGAAAGAAUAGGAAUUAUACCUCAAGAUGCAUUCCUUUUUGAAGGCACGAUAAGACAAAAUCUAGAUCCUCUGUCAAUUCAUUCGGACCACUAUCUGAAUUCUCUCCUUUCUUUGAUCCAUUCGGAUCCAUUAUUACCUUCCUCUCAAUCUACCAAAGACAAGUUCAAAUUGGAUUCCCAAGUAAGCUCGGAGGGUGCCAAUUUCAGUGCGGGCGAGAAACAACUUUUGGCUCUCAUCCGAGCUUUAGCAAGAAAUACAAAGAUCCUCUUACUUGACGAAGCUACUUCUUCCGUUGAUCCCGAGACGGACGCUUUGAUACAACGUAUAAUCCAGAAUCACCUCAACGGAGUUACUUUGAUCUCGAUAGCACACAGGCUACAGACUGUAGCGUAUUACGAUAGGAUCUUGGUCUUAGAUCAAGGUAGAGUAGUAGAGUACGAUACACCCUUAGGUCUGUAUGAUAUACGAGAUUCGAUUUUCCGUCAAUUAUGUGACAGAGUGCAACUCGGUCGAACUGAUUUGUUGCGUCUGCGACACGAUGCCUUAUACGCCCUUCAAGCUUCUCGAGACGACAAGUCCCUGUUCAACCAUUACAGUAUCGCUGAAGCCUGGGUACAAAAUGGUGGCGUAAGAGUAUCGGAGUAUAGAUCAUGA
This is a messenger RNA of Kwoniella mangroviensis CBS 8507, 4308 nucleotides long. RefSeq lists its product as uncharacterized. Gene Ontology annotation, cellular component: membrane. Lineage: Eukaryota; Fungi; Basidiomycota; Tremellomycetes; Tremellales; Cryptococcaceae. Gene Ontology annotation, molecular function: ABC-type transporter activity; ATP binding; ATP hydrolysis activity. The record is from RefSeq and is a predicted model, not a curated record. Gene Ontology annotation, biological process: transmembrane transport. The transcript has 33 exons. The coding region runs from base 1 to 4308 and encodes 1435 amino acids.